Molecule: messenger RNA, 9679 nt
Organism: Plutella xylostella (diamondback moth)
Lineage: Eukaryota; Metazoa; Arthropoda; Insecta; Lepidoptera; Plutellidae
Product: tyrosine-protein phosphatase Lar
Biological process (GO): protein dephosphorylation
Molecular function (GO): protein binding; protein tyrosine phosphatase activity
Source: RefSeq, a predicted model, not a curated record
UUUCGGUAGACAUGUUCGGAACGCACCUGCAUAUGGCGGACGUAGAGUUUGUGUUUAUGUCAAUAAGCAUCUGAUUUUUAACAAUUGCGCGGGUGUGGAAUUAAUGAAAAACAAUUCGUGAUGUGCUAGUGGAUCUUGUGAACUGUGAAAAUUAUUUGUGAUAAUGUCCGCCGUGGCCGGGCUUGUGAACUGUUAUAAAUGUGCCCUGUACUUUUAAGGACUAAUAUCUAACAUACUGCACUGAGGAUGGUGUACUAUAUCAGAGCCAUCGGUCGGACUAACGUGACGGUUCCGAUGUGUCCAAAACCAAGGGCACUGACGAUGGAACCCGACACGAGACCUGCGGCGCGGGACAGCGCCGGUAAGAUGCGAGAGCGGCGCCGCGGGCCUACCACCGCCGCCGCUCUGCUACUCCUCGCUCUGCUCUUCGUCUGCCAAGUCGACGCGUCUGAAGACUCGGAGGAGACCGAAGAGACGGACCUGCCGACCCCCUCCACCACCCCCGCCGUCUCCCCCCGCGCGCCCGGCGCCAACGAGACCGGAGACCCUUUUAUACGAUAUCUAACUCACCCUCCGGAGAUCACGAUCCGGCCUAGAAACCUGCAAGUUCGGGCCAACGGCAUCGCGGCCUUCUACUGCGCGGCGCGCGGAGACCCCGUACCGAACAUCCAGUGGCGGAAGAACGGAAAACGAGUUUCUAACACGCAGUCCCGCUACCAAGUCUCCGACAUGGGGGCAGCGGCCGGCCCCAACGCCCGCGGGGACCUGCUCCGCAUAGAGCCAGUCAGGGCCCAACGAGACGACGCCACCUACGAGUGUGUGGCUGAGAACGGUGUCGGAGAUGCUGUGGCGGCCGUGGCGACGCUGACUGUGUUCGAAGCGGACAAAGUCCCCCCCGGGUUCCCGAACAUCGCGCCACCAGCCACCACGACACUGGUGGUAGAAGUGGGCCACACGGCCACGCUGCCCUGCGCUGCCAGUGGCUCCCCCACGCCAAAGAUCAAGUGGCUGUACAACUCGCUGCCGCUAGAUGUCGCUAGCAACCCGCGGUACGCGCUGCUCAAUGACAAGAUGCACGGUACGCUCCAGAUCGUGAAGAGCGAGGAGGAGGACCAGGGCAAGUACGAGUGCGCGGCCGAGAACGCGAUCGGCACCGAGUUCUCCAAGCCCACUUCGCUCUACGUCAAGCUGCGUCGAGUGGCGCCGCAGUUCUCCAUACCGCCGCCUCCGUUGACCGAAGUGAUGCUCGGUGGGAACCUCACCCUUAAGUGCGUCGCCUUCGGAUCACCCAUGCCCACAGUUAAAUGGAGAAAAGGCCUCUCACAAUGGCUGACGCCGGAGGACAACCCGCCGCUGGGCAUCAACGUGCUGAAGCUGCACGACAUCCGGGACUCGGCCAACUACACGUGCGAGGCGGCCAGCGUGCUCGGCGUGAUUGAGAAGACUGCCUUGGUGAAGGUGCAAUCUCUACCCGGCCCGCCGAGCGAGGUGCGUGCCUCGGAGAUCACGGCCACCACCGUGCGCCUGGCCUGGAGCUACUCCGGGCCCGAGGAGCCGCAGUACUACGUCAUACAGUACAAGCCGAAGUAUGCUAACCAGGCAUUCAGCGAGAUAUCCGGCGUCAUCACCCAAUACUACGGGGUGACGAACCUCUCCCCGUACACAGAGUACGAGAUGUAUGUCAUUGCUGUGAACAACAUCGGCCGCGGCCCGCCAUCCGCGCCCGCCGUCAUCACCACGGGAGAGACCGUGGAUUCCAUGUAUGGAGGUGCCAAACCGGGCUCAGCGCCGCGCAACGUGCAGGUGCGGCCGCUCAGCUCCAGCACCAUGGUCAUACAGUGGGACGAGCCGGAGACACCCAAUGGACAGGUCACGGCCUACAAAAUCUUCUACACAACCGACCCAUCCCAGUCUCUGCAAUCGUGGCAUUCUCAAAUGAUGGACAACAGCCACCUGACGACGAUCAGCGAGCUGACUCCGCACACGGUGUACACGAUACGCGUGCAGGCGCUCACGUCGGUGGGCCCCGGCCCGCUGUCCGCGCCCGUGCAGGUCAAGACGCAGCAAGGUGUCCCAUCGCAGCCCUCAAACCUGGUGGCAGUGGAGGCGGGGGAGACGUCGGUGACGCUGACCUGGAGACGGCCGGCCCACGCGGGGGACAACAUCAUGUCUUACGAACUGUACUGGAACGACACGUAUGCGAAGGAGCAUCAUAAGAAGCGGAUCCCCAUAACGGAAAGCUACGUCCUAAACGGCUUAUACCCGAAUACAUUGUACUACGUUUGGCUCGCGGCGCGCUCGCAACGCGGCGAGGGCGCUACAACGCCACCUAUCGCCGUUCGCACGAAACAGUACGUGCCAGGAGCGCCGCCGAUGAACGUGACAGCUUUAGCGAUAUCGCCGACGUCCAUCCGGGUGACGUGGGCGCCGCCGCCGGCCGAGACGGCGAACGGAAGAAUCGCUUAUUACAAACUGCUUUGUGUGGAGUCCGGCAGAGGCGACUCGGAGGCGACAGUAGUGACGCUGAACCAGACGAGCUUCGUGCUGGACGAGCUACGCCGCUGGACGGAGUACCGGAUCUGGGUGCUGGCCGGCACGUCGGUGGGCGACGGGCCGCCCUCCUACCCGGUCACCGUGCGCACCUACGAAGACGUGCCCGGGGAGCCUCAGGACGUGAAGGUCAACGCCAUCAACUCCACAUCCAUCCAUGUGACGUGGAAACCUCCGCAAGAGAAGGAGAAGAACGGCAUCAUUCGAGGCUACCACAUACAUGUGCAGGAAGUUAGAGAAGAGGGUAAAGGCCUCCUCAACGACCCGAUGCGGUUCGACGUGAUGGACGACACGACGCUGGAGCUCAACGUGUCGGGCCUGCAGCCGGACACGCGGUACAACGUGCAGGUGGCCGCGCUCACCCGCAAGGGGGAUGGGGACCGGAGCGCGCCCGUGUCGGUGAAGACGCCCGGCGGAGUGCCCAACCGGCCCACUGUCAACCUCAAGGUGCUGGAGCGUGACCCUAUAGUAUCUAUUGAAUUGGAAUGGGCGAAGCCGACGCAAACAUACGGCGAUCUACUCGGAUAUCGACUGAGAUUCGGCAUCAAAGAUCAGCCGCUAGAUGAGGAAAACUUCACGGGAACUAAAGUCAAUUCACAUAGGAUUAAUGAUUUGGAACGAGGAGUCCAAUACGAGUUUAGGGUGGCCGGAAGGAAUCAUAUAGGAAUCGGACAGGAAACUAUCAAAUACUGGUUGACGCCUGAAGGGCCUCCGAAGGGUCCGCCAGCGAAUGUGACAUAUCAUUUCCAAACUCCCGACGUCCUUAGUGUGAGAUGGGAUCCGCCGACCCGGGCCGACCGGAGCGGCCAGAUCCGGAAAUAUGACGUCCAGUUCUACAAGAAGGGCGACCAGUCGUCAAUGAUUGAGAAAACCACUAAUGUAACCAAAGCUGUGUUCACUGGCCUGGAGGAAGACGCUCAUUAUAUUUUCAGAGUAAGGGCGUAUACCGACCAGGGCUCUGGUCCUUACAGUAAGGAUGUGACGGCUCACACGGAGAGAGACAUAGGCCGCGCACCCAUGGGGGUCAAAGCCGUCGCUACCUCAGAUUCAGAUGUGGAAGUCUGGUGGGAACCAGUCCCUUCAAGGAAGAAGAUUAUAGGCUACGUCAUAUUCUACACAAUGACGCCUAUCGAAGACUUGGAUGAAUGGCAACAGAAAACUGUUCACGUUACCCACUCGGCUGACUUGGAAAGCUUAGAAAAGUUUGCAGAAUACGCUAUAGCGGUCGCUGCCAAGAUGGCCGACGGCUUAGGAAGGUUGUCAGAAAAGGUUACAGUGAAAGUGAGGCCGGAAGAAGUGCCUUUACACCUCCGUGCUCAAGACGUGUCCACACACUCGAUGACGCUGUCGUGGUCACCCCCAUUACGCUUAAACCCCGUUAGUUAUAAAAUAUCGUAUAAUGCCAUUAAAGAAUUCGUCGACUCUCUUGGCAUGACGCAGAUGCAGGAGAUACCUAAGAGAGAGAUUAUUAUUAAACACGAUAGAACGUCGUUUUCGAUAAACGAUCUAUCACCGUUCACUACUUAUAAUGUUAAUGUUAGUGCUGUGCCGAACGACGAGUCGUACAGACCGCCUACUAAGAUUACUGUGACGACGCAAAUGGCCGCUCCCAAGCCGAUGGUGAAGCCGGACUUUUACGGCGUUGUUGAAAACGAAAUACUCGUCAUUCUACCUCAAGCCUCCGAAGAGUAUGGGCCUAUUUCGCAUUAUUAUCUAGUUGUAGUACCCGACGAUAAAUCCCAUAACCACAGAAACCCCGAUCAGUUUUUGACUGAAGACCUAAUUAAGAAUAAUGCCAGAACUGAUGAUGAAAAUGCACCGUAUAUUGCUGCUAAGUUCUUGCAGAGGAAUAUUUUGUACACUUUCCAUCUUGGAAAUGACGAAAUGUAUGAAGGUUUCCUGAAUAGAAAACUGAACCCGACUAAGCGAUACCGAGUGUUUGUUAGAGCAGUGGUCGAUACGCCCCAGAAACAUUUGUAUACUUCCAGUCCGUUUUCGGAAUAUCUAUCACUUGACAUGCGGGAGGCGCCACCGGGCGAGGAACCCAGCAGGCCAAACCCUAAAGAUGCAAACGGUGAUAUCGACAUCAGGAUAAAGGAGAACCGGCAAGAAGCGGGCAUGGUGUGGGUGGUUGGACCUAGUAUAGCUGCCUUAAUGCUUUCAUUACUGUUAGUGCUUCUCUUUAUCGUGAAGAGGCGAAGACAUCCGUGCAAAACCCCCGAUCAAGCCGCAGUGACGCGCCCAUUAAUGCAGGCAGAUGUUGGAUUCGGAGCGCCAUCCGACCCGGUUGAAAUGAGACGACUGAAUUUCCAAACGCCCGCGAUGAUAUCACACCCACCGAUCCCUAUUUCCGAGCUCGCCGAUCACAUUGAGAGGCUAAAAGCGAACGACAACUUGAAAUUCUCUCAAGAAUACGAAAGUAUCGAGCCCGGCCAGCAAUUCACAUGGGACCACUCCAACAUGGAGGUGAAUAAACCGAAGAAUCGAUACGCGAACGUUAUCGCUUACGACCACAGUCGCGUCAUUUUACAACCGAUCGAUGGUAUUCUCGGAAGCGACUACAUUAACGCUAAUUACUGCGACGGCUACCGGAAGCACAACGCCUACGUGGCCACUCAAGGGCCUUUACAGGAAACGUUUGCGGACUUCUGGCGAAUGUGUUGGGAACUGAGGACUAACACUAUCGUAAUGAUGACGAAGCUUGAAGAGAGAACGAGGAUCAAGUGCGAUCAAUACUGGCCGAGCCGCGGCAGCGAGACUUACGGGAUGAUGACCGUCACCAUCGCUGAGGUCCAAGAGUUAGCGACCUACUGCAUCCGGACAUUCCAAGUGACAAGGAACGGUGGAGCUGAGAGACGAGAGAUCAAGCAGCUGCAAUUCACCGCAUGGCCUGACCACGGAGUGCCGGACCAUCCUGCCCCAUUCUUGCAAUUCCUACGCAGAGUUCGCGCUUUAAACCCACCCGAUGCUGGUCCUUUAGUGGUCCACUGCUCAGCCGGAGUCGGCAGAACUGGCUGCUUCAUCGUCAUCGACUCCAUGCUCGAAAGGGCUAGACACGAACGCACAGUAGACAUAUACGGCCACGUGACCUGCUUGCGAGCGCAACGCAACUACAUGGUGCAAACCGAAGACCAGUACAUCUUCAUCCAUGACGCGCUAGUCGAGGCCGUGGUCUGUGGAGACACAGAAGUGCCAGCACGCAACUUGCACGCUCACAUCCAGAAACUGAUGCGUAUCGACCCGAUAGAGAAUAUAACUGGAAUGGAAUUGGAGUUCAAGAAGCUGGCUAACAUGAAGGCUGAUUCGACCCGCUUUGUCUCUGCCAGUUUACCAUGUAACAAGCAUAAGAACCGUCUGGCGCAUAUCUUGCCGUUUGAGUCUUCCCGAGUGUGCCUAACUCCUAGGGAUGGGUCGGACUAUAUCAACGCGUCGUUCGUGGAUGGGUAUAGAUACAGAGCGGCGUACAUCGCGACGCAAGGGCCACUUCCUGACACGACGGAUGACUUCUGGAGGAUGCUCUGGGAGCACAAUUCCACCAUCGUCGUUAUGCUGACCAAGCUGAAGGAAAUGGGACGGGAGAAAUGCCACCAGUACUGGCCGUCGGACCGCUCGGUGCGCUACCAGUGCUUCGUCGUUGACCCCAUCGCCGAGUACAACAUGCCGCAGUACAUCUUGAGAGAAUUCAAGGUGACAGACGCCCGCGACGGCGCCUCGCGCACAGUGCGUCAGUUCCAGUUCACGGACUGGCCGGAACAAGACGUGCCGAAGAGCGGAGAAGGCUUCAUAGACUUCCUCGGACAAGUGCACAAGACUAAGGAGCAGUUUGGACAAGACGGGCCUAUUACUGUGCAUUGCAGCGCGGGCGUGGGCCGCACGGGCGUGUUCAUCACGCUGUCCACGGUGCUGGAGCGCAUGCAGUAUGAGGGCGUGGUGGACGUGUUCCAGACUGUGCGCACGCUGCGCACGCAACGACCCGCCAUGGUGCAGACUGAGGACCAGUACGAAUUCUGCUACCGCGCCGCUCUAGAAUACCUUGGCUCGUUCGACCACUACGCCAACUGACGCAACCUCCUCGUGUAGACGGCCGCCGUCACUAUAUCUACUCUGUGUACUUAACUACGGCAGCCUAGUACGUGUUUCAACCUCGACUGAUACAUAACCUUUAACCUCCUUCGACUCGCGAACUAUUCUGUGAACACCUGGCCACCUACAAAAAAAAUAUGGGACAGUCAUUUGUCUUUUAUUUCAAGACCGUUAAAUCUGGUUAAAUCUAAGUGGUAUGAUUCAAUUUUGUCUGACAUAAAUAUUAGGUAUAUUGGUCAGAGUUUAAUCUCUGUACAGAAUAGUUCGUGAGACAGAUGGAAUACUUAUUAUUUGCGUUCAUGUAGUCGCUUGUGAAUUUAUGAUUGUUUUUGCGAGCGAUACAUGACCGCAGAAUUGUUCAACUUGUUGUAAAUUGUGGCUAAACAUAAUCGAGUGCCUAGAAACGCUACUUAUGAUAUAUUUACUAUAAUGACCACUAUAAAAUCAUGAUUGUGAGUCGGAAGGGUAAUAAAACUAUUAUAAACGUAAUAUUAUCCUAUAUCUUAAAAAUAUUCUCACAUCUGUUCGCGGUAUUCUUCUUAAAAAUAGGAACAGUUUGUUAAAAGUCCAGUUGAAAAAUAGAUGCAUUUAACUAAAAUAAAACAGAUUCUCAAAGUAUUUAAAUGUGAACGUGUAUUUUAAAAUGCCGUGAAUAUAUUAAUUUGCUAAUGAUAUGUAAUAUUAGAUGAAGAAAUCACGCUUAGAGAAUGCGAUUUAUUAUGAUAUUCAAUUCUGAUCGUCACAUAUAUUAUGAUAAACAAUAUUGUAAAUGUAUAAAUAGUUAUGCAGCUGUAAUAUUAGAAGUUUAUUUUUCAUAUCGGGUGUUGAAUAUGUUAAGUAGUGUUAAAGGCGGUUGCCCGUUUCAUUAUUGCAAUAUAACGAUACUCCUAGACGAAUCGGCUGUGUCGUGUCUAUGCGGCUGAUCUUUGUAAAUAGCACUUUUGUAAUGACAUUUCCCAGUUCAUUUGUAAAAAAACAAAAUCCAGUGCCACUAAAGUUUAAAGUAACGUGAAAUUAAUUUUAAGUUCUUGACAGCUAAUAAGAAACAGACAAUAUUCAAUAACAACCUAAGCAAGGUUUUUUUUCAAGCCACUUUAAUUAGGUCCUUUUGUAGCUAGGAUAUAAGUUUUUAUAAUCACCGCUUGCUUUUAGAUAAUCGUGAUUCGAUGACAUAUCUCGUUCGUUGUAGGUAGUAAAUAUGUUUGUCGGUGUGCUAAUAUUAUGAUAUGAGAGUGUAAAAGGAAUAGGUGAAAUGUUCGAUUUAUUAUCGGAUCGUGUUAAUUAACGAGUGUGUAAUCCGUCGGAUUAUCUUGAUUGGAUCAAUUUAAUAUUGUCAAUGUGGGAAUGAUAAUACGUAAAACCUAAUGGAUCUAGGAAUGGUACCGUUUCUAGCAAAAUAUUUAACUAAAUUAGUGAUUUUGAAUGAUCGUCGAGUAGCAAGAGUGUACGUCUGUACGUUGCAUUUUGAAAUCAAUAUUAUACCUAUUUAAAGAGGGGAUAUUUUUGUCCCUGGGGUUAAAAUGGGUGGAAAUGAAACUUAAAAUCGUGAAAUCCUUCAGAAGCUACUAACUCUAUCGCUAUGUUUUAAGCUAUCUUUAAGUGUAGUAAGUUGAUUAACCUUUUACAGUAACCUCCUUGCCUAGUAUCUUAUAAGGUUUUAGGUUUUUUCAAACGUUUUAUACAAUAUACAUACCUACUACUUAUAACAAUCUACUUAUAAGUUAAAGUUGAGCUUCUAACUUAGGAUAUACAUGAGAACUCAGCGCGCUAUCGAAAGAUAUUUGUUAUCGUAGAAACCAUUUAAACUUACGGAUUCGAAAUAAGAUCAGUAUGUAAUAUUGGAAAUGUCUUCGAAUCGACUUUUCAUUCGGGACAAGACCCAUCGCUAUUUUAUAACUGCCAAUCGAUACUCUAGAUGUAAAUGAGUUAAUACAAACAAUAAUACGAGACAUACGUAGAAUUAAUAAAAAUAUUGUUCCAAUGAAAAAGUAUAGUGAAAUUUUAAUAUACUUACUCGUUAGCGAAUCACGUAUUAGCAAUUUAUGAUGUUUCUUUACGCGCGACGCUCGUUAGAAGCUUUACCCUAUUUUAUAUUCAACUUGAAUGACUCUUGAAGCUUUACUAUUUACCAUUCCGUGUACAUUUUCUUUGUAACAUUUAUUCCUUCUUGCCGUUACAUUACAAUUAUUUACAUUGUAAGCAAUUAUUUUAACGCACAGCAAAUAAUAAUAAUACAUAUUAAGCUUGGAAUAAGCUUUUUUAUAUUGUUAUUCGAAUAUUAAUUGAGCAUGCAAUAAGCCAAUUAUGUGAUUAGAUUAUAUUAUUUUAUUAUUUUAACAGUACAAAGUUAUAGGUCAACAUCUCAUAAUUCAUACCCCUAAUACGAUUUUCGUUACUUUCACCAUAAUUUUUCAGUAUUUCUAAAUUAUUAAUAUUUAACAAUUUUCAUUGAUUGCAUUUCCAUCUCUCGGAAAAGACUGAUUUUACUCAUUUCUUAUGUGUUCGUGAUUUAGUUAGAUUUAUGUAUUAUUGUGAAAUUAUUUUUGUACUGUCUGACUUUCUUACUGAUCUUUUCUAUGUGUUCAAACAAUUUUACUGUACAAUUUAGUUAUGAUUAAUUACGAUGCCCAAUUAAUGUAUUUUUACAGUUAAUGUCUCCUGUAUAAUAUUAUAUGUUAUCUUUUUCUAUACUUACGAAUCCUGUACAUUACGCAUUUAGCCAGUACAAACCUUUGGUAAUUUGAUUUGUUAUUUUGUGAACCACUCGCCAUUCCGCUGUUAGUAAGUGUAAUAUGUUUGCUCGCUAUUUAAAGCGGGAAUUACUUAUCAGAAAAAAACUAGCUUUAAUAACAUAAAACCAUUAUUUUUGUGCAAUUAAAGAUGGCGACGCUAGAUGGCGAGGCGUGCGGUGUAAAUGGUAUUGUAGGCAAUGUAGAGUUAAAUUAAUAUGUUUUUUGUAAAACUCCCGCGCUGCGUCUCGGGACACAGUGGAUUCGCAAAUUAUACAUAUGUAUAUGAACAAAUAAAAUUAUGUGAGACCAUAAAA